Messenger RNA from Peronospora farinosa, 1224 nucleotides. The record is from the annotation of a GenBank genome assembly. NCBI's taxonomy places the organism in Eukaryota, Oomycota, Peronosporomycetes, Peronosporales, Peronosporaceae.
AUGUCGGGUCCCAUCAAGAAUGACAAGAAGCGUAGCUUCACUAUUGAGGAGAAACUCAAAGCAGUGGCGGUAUACAAAGAGACGAAGUUGCUGGAAACGCAUCCGAAGGCCAAACGUCUUUCAGGUGCUGGACGACGGUCGUCGUAUGCUGCAAUAGAUAGUGAAAGUAGUCGAGCGAUUGAUAGCAUGAAUGAGAAUCAACAAGUAGAUCAGAAGAAGAGACGUAGGAUCGAACACGAAACGUUCAAUUACUUGCUCAUUGGGUUUCAAGGAAAGGAAGGGGCUUUCUCCGAAGUAGCAGCAAAGAUGGCGUUUGAAGAACUGCGAGCUGCUAAUGCGCUGGCACACGAUGAUUUCAUGACAGUGGGGUUUUCACAUACCAAUCAUGUGGUGGAGGCAAUCGAGAGAGGGACAAUGACGUUUGGUGUGCUACCAGUGGAGAAUUCCAUCUCGGGCACUUUCCACGGUAUUCUAGACCGCCUCGUGGCCUCACACCUCAAAAUUGUUGGUGAGGUAGCCUGUGUCCAGGAACUCUGUCUGUGUGUAUUGCCAGGAGUAACUUGGAGCGAGAUUGAGCAGCUAUCGUCGCACCCGGCGGUGUUGGAUCACUGCGAGAACUUCAUCUGCGCCAUGGAGCGCAAAAGCGGCAAGAUCAUUAAACGCAACGCUGCGUGGGAUAGUGCUGGUGCUUGUCACGACGUCAAACAGACGGAGAAUUGCCAUAUAGCUGCCAUUGCUAGUGAACAGGCUGCUCAUGCACACGGGCUUGCUGUGCUGGAACGAGGUGUGGGAGAUGAGCUCAAUAGCGAAACACGCUACAUGAUUCUUGGACGAAUGGAUGCGUCACCACUGCCAUUAGGCGCAGGAUCAAGUCCACCAACAACAACCAAAUCCAGCAUUGUCGUGGCUGUGCCUAACGAACCCCAAGCGCUUUUCAAGAUCGUCUCGGCUUUCGCGCUCCGCAACGUUAUGAUCGUCAAAAUUGAGAGCCGCCCAGCCGCUACUGCCGGAAACCUCUUCACAGCGCAGACCACGCACUGGGACUACAUUUUCUACAUCGAUUACAUCACGAGCCAAGACUCAAUCCAGGAGGCAAGACUACGCGAGAAUCUAGAAGAGUUCGCGCUGUGGGUCAAAGACUUGGGCACGUACUCGAGCAGCUGUGGCAAAACUAGCGUCGAACCUCCACGCUGGAAAAGCAUACUGAAUGCAAUUGCGUGCUAA